AUGAAACUGGUGGAAAAAUCUGAUAAAGAAAAGCAUUUUUCUUGGUGCUCUUUUCAUUUAUAUCCGCCAUUGAUGUUUUUCCUUGUAACUCUAGUUCUAUCUGUAGCUUUCCUCUGUUUCCUAAGCUCUUAUGGUUUCUCUUCUCUCCUAGCAACCAUCGCAAUCUUGUCCAUCUCCACUUUUGUUUUCUUUACAAGAUUUUUCAAGAAAAAGACAAGACUCUAUUUGGCUGAAAGAUCCCAUGAAGGAGGCUAUAAUGUUGAUGUUGAUGAUGAUGAGGACGAGGAUGGUCUCAUUGAGAUUACUCUUGUGAGUGAAGAAGCAGAGACUAUGGAGGCAAUGAGAAACAUUAAUCGAAGUCGACAGAGAAAUAGGAUUGAUGAAGAUGAAGAAUUGAUAGAUGACGUGAACAUGGAAGAUGAUAAUCUUAUUGAGAUUGAUAUUUCCAUUGGAUCUAUUAAAAGACGAAAUGAAUGA
Eutrema salsugineum is the source of this 477-nucleotide messenger RNA. RefSeq lists its product as uncharacterized. The record is from RefSeq and is a predicted model, not a curated record. The transcript has a single exon. Bases 1 to 477 code for a protein of 158 amino acids. NCBI's taxonomy places the organism in Eukaryota, Viridiplantae, Streptophyta, Magnoliopsida, Brassicales, Brassicaceae.